AUGUCAAAUAUCCCAGCAGGGCUACAUAUACACAAUUUGGUCUGCUCAUUUGAUAAACCUUAUUGGUAAUACUUGCGUCCUCCACUUUGACAUGGGAAUUCAGUGGUCUGCUGCCAGGGAGAAUCUAGCAACCAGAAACGAGACACAUGAGGAGGCUUCUGUGAUAAAAUGUUGGAAACUUGCGUGUGUGAUAUUGGGAUUAGACGCCGUCAUGCAUGCUCCGCUUUUCAGUGCAUUCCUUUCUGGCAAUAGAAACAGAAGCAAGUGCCAGAUUUGGUGGAUUCCUUCCACACUCUCUGCGCUCUUUUCCUGUGUCACACUUUUUGCUCUUGUUUACAUGAUGAAACGCUUCUACUCCAUUGGAAAUCUAAAGCUCCUCUUCACUGCUUCAGUAUUCAUAUUCGUUUCUGUCUUUCUUAUGGGGGCUUUUCCGCUGUCGCUCUGUUGGGGCUUUUAAGUCCGUUUGGUUUAAGCUUGUAAUGUCUAAAUUCCAGUUUUCUAUGCCAUUUCCAGAACAGCAUUAAAAUUAAAAAUCACAACUUACCACUCCAAGGAGUGUGUUAUUGCUUGUGUUGUGUUGUGUUUAUUGUAUGUUGGUUUUGUAAGCUAUGUUAAGGAGUUUCAGAUAUGCCAGCAUGGUAGUCCAGUAAGGGUACAAAGUCUACCAGCCAGAGUCCAGG
This is a messenger RNA of Cryptomeria japonica (Japanese cedar), 680 nucleotides long. RefSeq lists its product as uncharacterized. The transcript is spliced from 2 exons. The record is from RefSeq and is a predicted model, not a curated record. Bases 92 to 457 code for a protein of 121 amino acids. Lineage: Eukaryota; Viridiplantae; Streptophyta; Pinopsida; Cupressales; Cupressaceae.